ACAAAAGUCAACCAUAUUCUUGUCAUUUCCUUCCUUUGUUUACUCCCAGGCACCCCUACCCUUUACCUACACUCCAAAUUUCAUCUUCAAGCACAUAUAAAUACCAACAUCAAUCAGACCCCUUUCAUUUCAUUUGGUAAAGGAUCUAACCAGCGAUAGCCAUGGCCGAUAAUUGGUGGGAUUCAUCUUCAAGAACAAGACCUUGUUUGGACUCAGUUUCUGUCAGCAACUCCAUCAAUCUCUUCCAAGACACCCAAACCGCCACCACGGAUGACACCACCACCACGACAGCGACUAACACCGGUGCUGCCACAGCCACCAACACCAUGAUGGGGUUGGGUCUUCCAUCACAGUCACUUCCACAGUCGUUGGAUUGGAAUCAAGCUUUAUUGCGUGGUGAUCACAAAAGUGAUAGUGGUUUUCGGAAUCUACUUCAAGAUCAAGAUAGUUUGAGCUCGAACACGACCAAUUUUCAGCUUGAAAAUAACCUAUGGAGACCACAAAAGAUGUAUCCAGCUAGUUCGCAAGAUUCUUCAUCCGAUUUCAAGCAAAUCAACGUCAGGGGUUUCCACUUGGAUCAGCAGAUGCCAGAUAGCGAUAGCGAAAGCAUAAUCACAUGCCAAGGGUUGAAUUCAAGCUUUCAAAAUAUGGAUUUAUAUGGAGCCCCUUCUACCAUAAUGCAAAGUUUAUUCGGUUCAGACCACAACCAACAACAAGAUUCUAAUUUUGAUCAAAACCAAGGAAUGAGUAAUUAUUCUUUGUAUCAAUCAAGCUAUGGCGCUUUAAAUGUGCCCGGUGGUGGUGGCGGCGGGGAGUUGUCAACAUCUAAUUGGUCUAAAUACCCCCCUCAACCUCUAGAAUUUGGAGUGAAUUCACCUUCAAAAGUGCAGUUGGACAUGGGUGGCAACCAACUGCACUUUGCUAACAACGCGCGAUUUUGGAAUGCAUCGGCUGCGGGUGGUGUAAACGAUAUCCGUUCGAGCUUUUUUCCAUCAUUACAAAUGCAACUACCUUUAUCAAGCUUUGAGGAUAAACCUAAGAUUACACCCAAAGUAGUGAAAGAAAGCGCUAGCGAAUCAUCAUCAAACAAAAGACCUCGAAACGAAAACCAAUCAACUUUACAGGCUAAUUUUAAGGUGAAAAAAGAGAAGAUGGGGGACAGAAUCACUGCACUCCAACAAUUAGUUUCACCUUUCGGAAAAACGGAUACGGCAUCUGUAUUGUCUGAAGCUAUUGAUUAUAUCAAAUUCUUACAUGAACAAGUUGGUGUUCUAAGUACUCCAUAUAUGAAGAAUGGAGCUCCCAUCUUGCAACAACAACAGCAACAGACACUGGAUAAACCACCAGAAGGAGCAAGACAAGACCUAAGAAGUCGCGGGCUAUGUUUGGUACCUGUUUCGAGCACAUUUCCUGUAACACACGAAACAACGGUUGAUUUCUGGACACCAACGUUUGGUGGGACUUUCAGAUAAGACUAAAUGAUGAUGAUCAUUGAUGGCCAGAAGGAUUAAUGAAUUUGAAAAAUGGUAUCAAUAAAUGAAAACAAGAAGAGCAAGUGGGAGAUGAUAAAGAUAGAAAGGUAAAAAGAGAAAGAAAACAAAUGGUGAUAGAGAAAGAAAAGCAAAGAAAAGGGGAUGAAUCUUUGAUGUUGGGGCAGCUACAGGCAAAAUGAUGCAGCUUUGGCCAAUAUCUUUGUACAAGAAUAUGAGUCUUGUUGUAAUAAUUGUAGCUUUCUUAAUCAUUAAUUAAUUAACUAAAGUGUGGUCUAGGAAUAUAUAUGAUCACAGUUCCUAAUCAA
Molecule: messenger RNA, 1798 nt
Organism: Helianthus annuus (common sunflower)
Lineage: Eukaryota; Viridiplantae; Streptophyta; Magnoliopsida; Asterales; Asteraceae
Product: transcription factor bHLH123
Exons: 7
Coding region: 162-1472 (436 amino acids)
Biological process (GO): regulation of transcription by RNA polymerase II
Cellular component (GO): nucleus
Molecular function (GO): protein dimerization activity; RNA polymerase II cis-regulatory region sequence-specific DNA binding; DNA-binding transcription factor activity, RNA polymerase II-specific
Source: RefSeq, a predicted model, not a curated record